Molecule: messenger RNA, 1062 nt
Organism: Fibroporia radiculosa
Lineage: Eukaryota; Fungi; Basidiomycota; Agaricomycetes; Polyporales; Fibroporiaceae
Exons: 2
Coding region: 1-1062 (353 amino acids)
Cellular component (GO): SAGA complex
Source: RefSeq, a predicted model, not a curated record
AUGACCAUCCGCCUUAAGCCCAGCCAUUCUCCAGACCCAACCCCUCUCUCAUGGGAAAACAUUCCCGCAACACCAGACACCCCUUCAGAACUCGAUGCAGUGCCCCCAUCGCCGCCCACCGUUUGGCUAUCCGCCCGCGACAUGAAGACGUUUGGAGCAGAGCCCUUGAAGCAAGAUAUUGGUAUCGUGAAAUGCAAAGACUGCGGGAAGCCUAUAUUAAAGAGCGCUAUUGCAGACCAUGCUGACAACUGCGCAAAGAUUCGCUCUGGUGGAAAGAAAGGCGCCAAGGGUAAAGCCGCUGCAGAGGAUGAUUCGGCCAAGAAGGGAAAAAAGCGCAAAGCAGAGGACGAGAUCCCCGACGCAGACGAUUCUUCUGCUCCCAAGAAGAAGAAGCCUGCCACAAAAGUCACCAAAGGCCGUUUCAAAGGUCCCGUCGACUACGAUAAGCAGUGUGGAGUUAUCAACGACAAAAGCCUUCCGUGUUCACGGUCCCUCACAUGUAAGUCGCAUUCGAUGGGUGCGAAGCGCGCUGUCCAAGGCCGUUCGAAACCGUACGACGAGCUGCUGCUGGAGUGGAACCGACUGAACAACCCUAACUGGGUAGAGCCAGUGAAGAGAGAGAGUAAAGCAGAGAGGAAGGAGCGCAAGGAGCGCGAGAAAGUCGAGAAGAAGCGGCUCGCCAUGGAGGCCGCUGCAGCUGCCGGCGUCGACCUCUCCAAGAAGGGUGCGAGCAGUGCUCUAACCGGCGCUACGAAGAAAGGAAAGAAGGCUAGUUCCGCUGCGGCUGCCGCCGCCGCCGUGGCCGCAGCCACAGUGCCGCCAGGAGAAGACGUGUAUGAGAAUCUAGACGAUAUCGACUCGGAGGCGGAGGUGGACUCGCUCGUUCAUGCAGUCCGUAUUGCGCAUGAUCGGGGGUUGAUCAGCGUCCCUUUGGCGGUCCCGUGUGAUGCCAGCUCGUGGUUUGUUGCUCGGAGAGAGCGGCUUCGAAGUUGCAGCCAACUUAUCGCAGGGGCAUUAAUGCCUCAACGGAGCUCUGCCGCCCCAGGACCUCGCCUAUCCUGA